AUGGCAAUGCGUGAUUACACUGCAGAUAAAGAAUCUUUCAAGAACUUUUUCGUUGAUUUUUGUCAAACUGAUGAUGAAGGAAAAAAGUAUUUUAAAUAUGCUGAACAACUUACUAAAGUUGCACACAGAGAACAGAUAGCAUUUGAAGUUGACUUGGAUGAUUUACAUGAGAUGAAUGAAGAUUUGACUGAGGCAGUCAAACAAAAUACCAGAAGAUACACUAAUAUGGUGUCAGACGUGGUUUAUGAAAUGCUGCCUGAUUACAAAUUCAAAGAGGUAGUAGCAAAGGAUUCCUUGGAUGUAUACAUUGAGCACAGAAUUAUGUUGGAAGCCAGAAACCACAGGAUUCCUGGAGAAAUGAGGGAUCCUAGGAACAGAUACCCACCAGAGCUCAUCAGGAGAUUUGAAGUGUACUUCAAAGACUUGUCAACAUCGAAAAGUGUACCUAUCAGAGAAGUUAAGGCUGAACAUAUUGGGAAACUAGUUACUGUGCGAGGUAUAGUGACUCGGUGCACGGACGUGAAGCCGCUGCUGGUGGUGGCGACGUACUCGUGCAGCGCGUGCGGCGCCGAGACGUACCAGCCGGUGCGCGCGCUGCAGUUCACGCCGCCGCCCGCCUGCACGGCCGACGACUGCCGCCUCAACAAGACCGCCGGACAGCUACAUCUGCAGACCAGGGGUUCUAGGUUCCAGAAGUUCCAGGAGCUUAAGAUACAGGAGCACUCCGACCAAGUCCCGGUGGGCACAUCCCGCGCCAGCUGUCCGUGUACUGCCGCGGGGAGACGACGCGGCGAGCGCAGCGGAGACCACGUCGCCAUCACCGGACUCUUCCUGCCGUUACACAACGUUGGCUUCCGGCAGAUCAUGCAGGGAUUACUCUCGGACACAUAUCUUGAAGCCCACUCUGUAUCGUGCCUCAACCAAAGUGACGAGAGUGAGUUGGCGGAGGCUCUAACGGAAGAAGAAUUGGCAGAACUGGCCGAAGAGGACUUAUAUUCACGCAUGGCACGUAGUCUUGCCCCCGAAAUAUAUGGACACGAAGACGUGAAGAAAGCCUUGCUAUUGCUACUCGUCGGUGGAGUUGAUAAACGUCCAAACGGAAUGAAGAUUCGUGGCAACAUCAACAUCUGCUUGAUGGGCGAUCCUGGUGUUGCGAAGUCUCAGCUGCUCAACUACAUCGACAGACUCGCCCCCAGGAGCCAGUACACCACGGGCCGGGGCUCCUCGGGCGUCGGCCUUACUGCUGCUGUUUUGAAGGACCCAUUCACCGGGGAGAUGAUGCUAGAGGGCGGCGCGCUGGUGCUGGCCGACCAGGGUGUCUGCUGUAUCGACGAGUUCGACAAGAUGGCGGAGAACGACCGCACAGCCAUACACGAAGUUAUGGAACAACAGACCAUAAGUAUUGCGAAGGCGGGUAUAAUGACGUGCCUGAACGCGCGCGUGUCGAUCCUGGCGGCCGCCAACCCGGCGUACGGCCGCUACAACCCGAAGCGGACCAUCGAACAGAACAUACAGCUGCCGGCCGCGCUGCUCUCGCGCUUUGAUCUGCUCUGGCUCAUACAGGAUAAACCCAAUCGCGAGAAAGAUUUAGAGCUGGCGAAGCACAUAGCGUAUGUGCACCAGCACUCGACCCAGCCGCCCAGCAGCGUCCGCGCGCUGUCCAUGAAGCUGGUCCGGCGCUACGUGGCGCUCACCAAGCGCAAGGAGCCCGCCGUGCCGCGCGCGCUCGCCGACUACAUCGUCUCCUCAUACGUCGAGCUACGGCGUGAAGCUAGGAACGCACGUGACGUCACAUUCACGUCAGCCAGGAACUUGCUCGCCAUACUGCGCCUCUCGACCGCACUCGCAAGGCUCAGAUUAUCAGACGUCGUUGAAAAGGAGGACGUAUCUGAGGCAAUUCGUCUCGUGGAGAUGUCAAAGCAAUCCCUACAACACGUGGAAGAAAACGUUCAGAGGGGUAUAACGUCAACGGACCGUAUAUUCGCGAUAGUGCGCGACCUGGCCGGCUCCAACAAGACCGUCAAAGUCGCCGAUGUCAUCGAGAGGUGCGUCGACAAAGGAUUCAAACCAGAUCAGGUGGACGCUUGCAUCGAAGAAUACGAGAACUUGAACGUGUGGCAAGUGAACCAGGUGCGGACCAAGAUAACGUUCAUGUGA
Molecule: messenger RNA, 2157 nt
Organism: Bombyx mori (domestic silkworm)
Lineage: Eukaryota; Metazoa; Arthropoda; Insecta; Lepidoptera; Bombycidae
Gene: Mcm7
Product: minichromosome maintenance complex component 7
Biological process (GO): DNA replication initiation; DNA strand elongation involved in DNA replication; double-strand break repair via break-induced replication
Cellular component (GO): MCM complex; nucleus
Molecular function (GO): single-stranded DNA binding; ATP hydrolysis activity; single-stranded DNA helicase activity
Source: RefSeq, marked validated